GCAAGGUAACUCUCAAAGCUCAAACGCAUUAACAACCACAACACGCUCGAAGCGCGCGACUUUUUAGUUACAAUUUUAAACAAUCGAAAGAAACUAACCAAAUUUUACACAAAAUGAAUUUCAGUGGUGUCUUCAUCCUACUCGCUGUUCUUAUGGCAAUCUUUGCCGGACAGACUGAAGCUGGGUGGCUGAAGAAGCUUGGCAAGAAAAUUGAACGCGUCGGUCAACAUACACGAGAUGCCACGAUACAGACGCUCGCUGUGGCUCAACAGGCCGCCAAUGUUGCUGCGACGGUCAGGGGUUAACCAAUUUACCUACGAAUUGCAGAUGGACUAUUUUCAAACAAAGCUUUAAUUUAUGUUUGUUUACCUUAUAGUAUUACUAGCAAAUCGUAAUUUA
Bactrocera tryoni is the source of this 399-nucleotide messenger RNA. Its product is annotated as cecropin-1-like. The transcript is spliced from 2 exons. Gene Ontology annotation, biological process: defense response to Gram-positive bacterium; defense response to Gram-negative bacterium; antibacterial humoral response. The record is from RefSeq and is a predicted model, not a curated record. NCBI's taxonomy places the organism in Eukaryota, Metazoa, Arthropoda, Insecta, Diptera, Tephritidae. The coding region runs from base 114 to 305 and encodes 63 amino acids. Gene Ontology annotation, cellular component: extracellular region.